AUGACUGACAACACCAACCCCGGAAACUUUGCCAACCGCCCCAAGGAGGAGGUUCAAAAGAUCGCCAGCAAGGGCGGCCAGUCCAGCCACCAAGGUGGCUUUGCCGGCAUGGACGCUGACAAGCAGCGGGAAAUCGCGUCCAAGGGUGGCCAAGCCUCGAGCGGCAGCUUCGAGCCCAACGACCCCCGUGCCAAAGAAGCUGGUCAAAAGGGCGGCAAGGCCAGUGGCAACACUCAGCCGGAUGAGUAA
Molecule: messenger RNA, 249 nt
Organism: Penicillium oxalicum
Lineage: Eukaryota; Fungi; Ascomycota; Eurotiomycetes; Eurotiales; Aspergillaceae
Product: con-10 family general stress protein
Exons: 2
Coding region: 1-249 (82 amino acids)
Source: RefSeq, a predicted model, not a curated record